AUAUCUCUUAAUACAUAAAAUCAAUAAGAACAAACAAACAGACAAACAACAGCACCACAACUCUUUGCUUUGGGGUUUCGCUUUUCUCUCCUUCUUUCUUUUAAAUCUGUCUCGCUACUUCUCUCUCUUCCUCUUAAAUUUCUCUCGCUGCUGUGGAUGCUUCUUUUACCAGUUAAAAAUAGAUAAAGUUUGAGUUGAGAUGAGAUGACGACUGCACGAUCAACUUUGCCGGCCAGGCUGAGGCAGCUUAUAUCCGGCGAGAGUCCUAUCGGUCCCUCUGUUAAACUCGACUCUGAGCCCCCUCCAAAAAUCAAAACCUUUAUUGAUAAGGUGAUCCAGAGUCCAUUACAGGAUAUAGCAAUACCUCUUUCUGGCUUUCGUUGGGAGUACAGUAAGGGAAAUUUUCAUCAUUGGAGGCCAUUAUUUAUACAUUUUGAUACGUAUUUCAAGACAUACUUGGCUUGUAGGAAUGACCUUCUAUUGUCAGAUAAAGUUUUAGAAGAUGAUAAUCCAUUUGCAAAGCAUGCAGUUCUACAAAUAUUACGAGUGAUGCAAACAAUUUUAGAGAAUUGCCAUAACAAGAGUUCAUUUGAUGGUUUGGAGCAUUUCAAGCUUCUACUUGCUUCUACGGAUCCUGAGGUUCUUAUAGCUACCCUGGAGACUCUGGCUGCCCUUGUGAAGUUAAAUCCCUCUAAGCUUCAUGGCAAUGGGAAGUUAAUUGGAUGUGGCUCGGUAAACAGUUGCCUCUUGUCAUUGGCUCAAGGUUGGGGGAGCAAGGAGGAGGGCUUGGGAUUGUAUUCAUGUGUUAUGGCAAACGAAAGAAAGCAAGAAGAUGGGCUAUCUUUGUUCCCAUCUGAUAUAGAAAAUGAUAGUGAUAAGUCUCAUUAUCGAGUUGGUUCUACACUCUAUUUUGAACUGCAUGGGCACAGUGCUGUAAGCACUGAUGAAAACAGUUGCAACACAAACUCUUCAAGUUCAAAAGUUAUACACAUACCAGACCUUCAUUUAAGAAAGGAGGAUGAUCUAUCUUUGAUGAAGCAGUGCAUGGACCAGUACAACAUACCUCCUGAGCUCAGGUUCUCAUUGCUAACAAGAAUCAGAUAUGCGCGUGCCUUCCGUUCUCCCAGAAUAUGUAGAAUGUAUAGCAGGAUCUGCCUUCUGGCAUUUAUUGUGCUUGUUCAGUCUAGUGAUGCUCAUGAUGAACUAACAUCCUUUUUUGCUAAUGAGCCUGAAUACACAAAUGAGUUAAUCAGGAUUGUGAGAUCAGACGAAACUGUUCCUGGAACAAUUAGAACUCUUGCAAUGCUCGCCUUGGGAGCCCAGUUAGCCGCAUAUUCAUCCUCUCAUGAGAGGGCACGGAUUUUAAGUGGAUCAAGCAUCAGCUUUGCUGUUGGGAAUCGGAUGAUUCUCCUUAAUGUUCUUCAGAGAGCUGUUAUGUCGCUGAAAAAUUCCAGCGACCCAUCAUCCCUUGCCUUUGUUGAGGCGCUUCUUCAGUUUUAUUUGCUUCACAUUGUUUCAUCCUCAUCUUCAGGGAGUAAUAUAAGAGGAUCAGGAAUGGUUUCCACGUUUCUACCUCUUUUGGAGGAUUUUGAUCCUGCUCGACUGCAUCUUGUCUACUUGGCUGUGAAAGCUGUGCAGAAGCUCAUGGAUUACAGUAGUUCAGCUGUGACUGCAGUUAGAGAAUCAGGAGGAGUGGAACUGUUGGCCCAGAGGCUGCAGGCAGAAGUGCAUAGAAUUAUUGGUUUGACUGGGGAAAAUGAUAAUUCAGUGAUUGUCAGUGAAUGCUCAAGAUAUAGUGAUGAUCAUAUGUACUCCCAGAAGAGGCUUAUAAAGGUUCUUUUGAAGGCACUCGGAUCUGCUACUUAUGCCCCUGCAAAUUCUACCCGACCCCUCAACUCCCAUGAUAGUACCUUACCUGCUACUUUGUCGCUAAUAUAUGGGCAUGUAGAUAAAUUUGGAGGUGACAUUUAUUACUCAGCUGUGACUGUUAUGAGUGAAAUUAUCCAUAAAGACCCAACCUGUCUUCCUGCAUUGCUUGAAAUGGGUCUUCCUGAUGCAUUCUUAUCUUCAGUGGUGGCUGGAAUACUGCCUUCUUCAAAGGCCAUUACAUGUGUUCCAAGUGGCCUUGGUGCCAUUUGUCUUAAUGCCAAAGGCUUAGAGGCUGUGAAAGAAACUUCAGCAUUGCGAUUCCUUAUAGACAUAUUUACAAGCAAGAAAUAUGUCAUUGCAAUGAAUGAUGCUGUUGUUCCUGUGGCAAAUGCAGUGGAAGAGCUUUUGCGCCAUGUAUCUUCAUUGAGAGGCCCUGGUGUUGAUAUUAUCAUUGAGAUUGUUGAUAAAAUUUCUUCCUUUGGGGACAACAAUAAUGCUGGGUCAUCAGGGAAGUUCAGUGCUAGUACUGCAAUGGAAAUGGAUUCUGAAGACAGAGAAAAUGGACAUAGCUGUUUACUUGAUACAGUUGAUUCUGUUACUGAAGGCAUCAGUGAUGAGCAGUUCAUUCAAUCGUGCAUAUUUCAUUUGAUGGUUCUGCUUCACAGAACAAUGGAAUAUACUGAAACAUGUCGGUUAUUUGUGGAGAAGUCAGGAAUAGAAGCUUUUCUGAAGCUUCUCUUACGCCCUAGUAUUGCACAGUCAUCUGAAGGGAUGUCCAUUGCCUUGCAUAGCACAAUGGUUUUCAAGGGUUUUACUCAACAUCACUCUGCUCCUCUGGCACGUGCCUUCUGUUCUUCUCUUAGGGAACAUUUGAAGAAAGUUUUGGCUGGAUUUGGUGCUGUUUCAGGGUCCUUUUUACUUGAUCCGAAGAUGUCGCCUGAUGCUGGUGUCUUUUCAUCACUGUUCCUUGUUGAGUUCCUUCUCUUUCUUGCUGCUUCAAAAGACAAUCGUUGGGUAACUGCACUGCUUACAGAAUUUGCAAAUGACAGCAAAGAUGUUCUGGUAGACAUUGGACGUGUCCAUCGUGAAAUAUUAUGGCAGAUUGCUCUUCUUGAAGAUGCCAAGCUUGAGGUGGAGGAUGAUGGUGCGACUUCUGCCACUGAGACACAACAGUCUGAGUCAAGUGCAAAUGAUUCUGAAGAACAAAGAUUCAACUCCUUUAGGCAGUUCCUUGAUCCAUUAUUGAGGAGGAGGUCAUCAGGGUGGAGUAUUGAAGCCCAGUUUUUUGAUCUUAUCAACCUUUACCGUGAUCUUGGACGUGCUACUGGGUUUCGACAUAGAUUGAGUGCUGACAGUCCUUCAAACUUCUGGCUUGGAGCAAGUCCGUCCAGUUCGUCAGAUGCUGCUGGAUCUGGUAGUAAAAAAGAAUAUGACAAGCAGAAAUUGUUUUAUACCUCCUGCUGUGAUAUGGUGAGGUCUCUUUCUUUUCACAUUACCCAUUUGUUUCAAGAGUUGGGAAAGGUAAUGUUGCUUCCUUCUCGUCGACGAGAUGAUGCCGUGAAUGUGUCCCCUACUUCAAAGUCUGUGGCUUCCACUUUUGCCUCCAUUGCACUGGAUCACAUGAAUUUCGUUGGUCAUGUAAAUCCUUCUGGAUCAGAGGCUUCUAUAUCAACAAAGUGUCGCUACUUUGGUAAGGUUGUUAAUUUCACUGAUGGCAUUUUACUGGAAAGGCCAGAUUCCUGUAAUCCAAUUUUGCUAAAUUGCUUAUACGGCCAUGGAGUUGUUCAAUCAGUUUUGAUGACUUUUGAAGCGACCAGUCAGUUGCUGUUUGCACUUAACAGGGCCCACACAUCUCCAAUGGAGACUGAUGAUGGAAAUGUAAAACAGGAUGAAAAAGAAGAUGCAGAUCAUGCCUGGAUUUAUGGUCCCCUAGCUUGCUAUGGUAAACUUUUGGAUCACAUGGUGACAUCGUCUUUUAUUUUGUCUCCAUUUACUAGACAUUUGCUUUCUCAACCCCUGAUAAAUGGAGAUAUUCCUUUCCCACGGGAUGCUGAGACUUUUGUUAAGGUGCUCCAGUCCAUGGUGUUGAAAGCAGUGCUUCCUGUUUGGACUCACCCACAAUUUACUGACUGCAGUUACGAUUUUAUUACUACAAUUAUUUCUAUCAUCAGACACAUUUAUUCUGGGGUUGAAGUGAAAAAUGUCAAUAGCAAUAUCAAUUCUCGUGUUAGUGGACCCCCACUGAAUGAAACAACUAUUUCAACAAUUGUGGAGAUGGGUUUUUCCAGAUCUAGGGCAGAGGAAGCACUGAGACAGGUUGGAUCAAAUAGUGUAGAGUUAGCAAUGGAGUGGUUGUUCUCCCAUCCAGAGGAAACCCAAGAAGAUGAUGAACUUGCCCGUGCACUUGCCAUGUCUCUUGGGAACUCUGAAUCAGAAACGAAGGAAGAUGUUGCAAAUGCUACUAGUCAGCAACUUGAAGAAGAGAUGGCUCAACUUCCUGCCAUCGAGGAGUUGUUAUCGACAUGCACAAAGCUUCUUCUAAUGAAGGAGCCUCUAGCAUUUCCAGUACGAGAUCUGCUUGUGUUGAUAUGCUCCCAAAAUGAAGGUCAAUAUAGGUCUAGCAUCAUCUCAUUUUUAAUUGACCAAGUGAAGGAUUGUAGUUCGAUCUGUGAUAGCGGAAACAGUAAUAUGCUAUCUGCUCAUUUCCAUGUUCUUGCUUUAAUCCUUCAUGAAGAUGCAGGGGCACGUGAAGUUGCCUCCAAGAGUGGUCUUGUGAAACUGGUGUCUAAUCUGCUUGUGCAAUGGGAUUCUGUUUCAGUUGAUGGGGAUAAAUACCAAGUUCCAAAAUGGUUGACGACUGCUUUUCUUGCCAUUGAUCAGCUAUUACAGGUUGAUCAAAAAUUAAAUUCUGAUUUUACUGAGCUGUUAAAGGGAGAUGAUGCUAGUAGCCAGCAGACUGCUAUUAGUAUUGAUGAGGAUAAGCAAAACAAGUUGCAUGCAUUAAGAUCAUCAAAAUAUAUUGAUCCUCAUGAUCAGAAGAGACUUACUGAGAUUGCGUGUAGCUGUAUCAAGAAACAGCUUCCAUCUGAAACCAUGCAUGCAGUACUUCAACUAUGUUCCACUCUCACGAGAAGUCAUCCCAUUGCCAUAUGUUUUCUUGAUGCUGGGGGUGUAAGUUCAUUGCUUUCACUGCCAACAAGUAGUCUGUUCCCUGGGUUUGACAAUGUUGCUGCGACUAUUAUCCGUCAUGUCCUUGAAGAUCCUCAAACUCUCCAGCAAGCAAUGGAAUCUGAGAUAAAGCACACCCUUGUGUCUGCUGCAAACAGGCAUUCAAAUGGACAUAGGCAUUCUAAUGGACGUAUCACUCCACGCAAUUUCCUUCUAAAUUUAAGUUCUGCAAUCUCAAGAGAUCCAGUUAUUUUUAUGCAAGCUGCUCAGUCUGUUUGCCAAGUUGAGAUGGUUGGUGAUAGGCCUUACAUUGUCUUGCUGAAAGAUCGUGACAAGUCCAAAGAGAAAGAGAAGGAUAAGGAAAAGACUUCAGAGAAAGACAAAACACAGGCUAAUGAGGGUAAGGUUAUUCUGGGUGCUGUGAACACAACAGCUCCUGGGAAUGGGCAUGGAAAAAUUAUUGACUCGAAUUCCAAGGUUGUUAAAGCUCAUCGGAAGUCUCCCCAGAGCUUUGUAAAUGUGAUUGAAUUGCUUCUGGAUUCAGUCACUUCCUUUGUACCUCCACUGAAGGAUGAUGUGGUUACAGAUGUGCCUCCUCUCGAUACAUCAUUAUCAAGUGAUAUGGACAUUGAUGUUGCUGCUAUCAAAGGAAAAGGAAAAGCUGUAGCUGCUGUAUCUGGAGAUAGUGAAGCCAACGGCCAAGAUGCAUCUGCCGCACUUGCAAAGAUUGUUUUUAUCUUGAAACUUAUGACAGAGAUUUUACUAAUGUAUUCUGCAUCCAUACAUGUUCUUCUUCGAAGAGAUGCUGAGAUCAGUAGCUGCAGAGGUGUUACUGGUUUUUGCAGGGGAGUGUUUCAUCAUAUUAUUCACAGUUUUAUUCCAUAUUCUCGAAAUUCCAGGAAGGAAAGGAAAGGAGAUGGUGACUGGAGGCAUAAACUAGCAAAUAGGGCUAGCCAAUUCGUGGUGGCAUCUUGUGUCCGUUCUGCAGAGGCAAGGAAGAGGGUUUUUACAGAUAUAAGCUGUAUUUUCAAUGACUUCGUUGAUUCUUGUAGUGGUUUCAGGCCAGCAGGUGAUGAUAUACAAACUUUUGUUGAUUUGGUAAAUGACAUUCUUUCUGCUCGCACACCUACUGGUUCUUGCAUCUCUGCUGAAGCUUCUGCCACUUUUAUAGAUGUUGGUCUGGUUAGAUCAUUUACUCGGACUCUUGAGGUAUUGGAUUUAGAUCAUGCCAAUUCACCCAAAGUUGUUAUAGGGCUUGUCAAAGCUCUGGAGUUGGUGACAAAGGAACAUGUUCAUGCUGCUGAUUCUAGUGCAUCAAAAGGUGAGAAUUCAGCCAAAACUCCUGGUCAUGAUCAGGCUGAAAGAACAGAUAAUAUGGUUGACAUGUCCCAAUCCAUGGAAAUGGCAUCGCAGUCCAAUCAGGAUCCUCUGGCACCAGACCAUGUUGAGUCUUUUAAUGCUGUACAAAAUUAUGGUGGAUCCGAGGCUGUUACAGAUGAUAUGGAACAUGACCAGGAUCUUGUUGGAGGGUUUGCUCCUGCAGCUGAGGAUGAUUAUAUGCAAGAAACUCCCGAGGACAUAAGGGGUCUAGAAAAUGGCAUUGAUAGUGUUGGGAUACAGUUUGAAAUCCAGCCUCAUGUGCAAGAAAAUCUUGAUGAAGAUGAGGAGGAUGAAGAGAUGUCGGGGGAUGAUGGGGAUGAAGAUGAUGAUGAGGAUGAUGAAGAGCAUAAUGAUCUGGAAGAGGAUGAAGUCCAUCACCUGCCUCAUCCUGAUACUGAUCAGGAUGAUCAUGAGAUUGAUGAUGAUGAAUUUGAUGAGGUACUGGAUGAAGAAGAUGAAGAGGACGAUGACGAGGAAGGUAUUGUUCUUAGCUUGGAUGAAAAUGUCUUUGACCAUAUUGAGGUUUUCGGCAGAGAUCAUAGCUUUCCCAAUGAAAGUCUUCAUGUAAUGCCAGUUGAUGUUUUUGGUUCUAGGCGUCAAGCACGGACUACUUCUAUUUACAGUCUUUUGGGUCGAACUAGUGAUAGUUCUGCAUCCUCACAUCAUCCUCUUUUAUCGGGACCUUCCUCUAUGCAUUCUGCUCCCAGACCAUCAGACAAUGCCCAUGACAUUAUUUUCUCAGAUAGGAAUGCUGAUAGCACCUCUUCACAGUUGGAUAUUAUUUUCCGAUCUCUGAGGAGUGGACGUCAUGGUCAUCGUUUGAACUUAUGGGGGGAUGAUAGUCAGCAAACUGGUGGUUCUAGUGCACCAGUUGUACCACAAGGCCUUGAAGAGAUACUUAUUUCCCAGUUGAGACGACCAUCUCCAGAGAAACCAGAUCAGAAUACAUCAACAGCUGACCCUCAAAGUAAUGGUGAGGCUAGUCAGUUACAGGAGUCAGAAGCAGGUGCAAGGCCUGAAAUUCUCAUGGAGAACAAUAUAAACAAUGAAAGCAUUGAUACUGGUCCUUCCUCUACACCUGCAAUUGAAAGCUCUGUCAAUGCUGAUAUGAGACCUGCAGCAACUGAUUCUUUGCAUGGAACAGAUGCAUCCAGUACACACUCACAGUCUGUUGAAAUGCAAUUUGAACAGAAUGAUGCCGUUGUUCGGGAUGUUGAAGCGGUGAGUCAAGAAAGUGGUGGAAGCGGGGCAACAUUGGGAGAAAGCCUGAGGAGCCUAGAUGUUGAAAUUGGAAGUGUUGAUGGCCAUGAUGAUGGUGGAGAAAGACAAGGUUCCACUGAUAGAAUGCCUUUGGGUGAUCAACAAGCAACUCGUACAAGAAGAGCUAAUGUGUCUUUUGGGAAUUCUACUCCUUUAAGUGGGCGAGAUGCACCACUUCAUAGUGUGACUGAAGUUUCAGAGAAUUCUAGCCGUGAAGCAGAUCAAGAAGGUCCAGCAGUGGAGCAGCAAAUAAACAGUGAUGGAGGUUCUGCAUCCAUUGAUCCUGCAUUCUUGGAAGCACUUCCUGAGGAGUUGCGUGCAGAAGUUCUAUCAGCACAACAAGGUCAAGUGGCACAGCCUUCAAACGAACAACCACAAAAUGCUGGAGAUAUUGACCCUGAAUUCCUUGCAGCACUUCCUCCAGAUAUUCGGGAAGAAGUUCUAGCACAACAGCAAGCUCAAAGACUUCAUCAAUCUCAAGAACUUGAAGGUCAACCGGUAGAAAUGGACACAGUCUCCAUAAUUGCAACGUUUUCUUCAGAUUUGCGAGAAGAGGUCCUCUUAACAUCAUCAGAUGCUAUUCUUGCCAAUCUCACUCCUGCUCUUGUUGCGGAGGCAAACAUGUUGCGUGAAAGGUUUGCUCAUCGUUAUCAUAAUCAUACCUUAUUUGGUAUGUACCCUAGGAAUCGUAGAGGUGAGUCUUCUAGGCGUGGUGAAGGUAUUGGAUCAAGUGUGGACAGAUCUGGUGGAAGUAUUACCUCACGCAGGAACAUUGCUGCUAAGGUAGUUGAAGCUGAUGGAUCUCCUUUAGUUGGAAUGGAAGCUCUUCAAGCAAUGAUUAGGUUGCUUCGUGUAGUCCAGCCACUUUAUAAAGGUUCAUUGCAGAGGCUUCUCUUGAAUUUAUGUGUGCAUACUGAAACCAGAAUAUCUGUGGUUAGAAUCCUGAUGGACAUGCUGAUGCUUGAUACAAGAAAGCCAGCAAAUUAUUUAAAUGCUAUUGAGCCACCAUAUCGACUUUAUGGUUGCCGGAAUAAUGUGAUGUAUUCUCGUCCCCAACAUUUUGAUGGAGUUCCUCCUUUGGUAUCUAGGCGUAUUCUUGAAACUCUGACAUACUUGGCUCGUAAUCAUCCGUUUGUUGCAAAGAUUUUGCUUCAGUUUAGGCUGCCUCUUGCUGCCUUGCGAGAGCCAGAGAAUAUUGAUGAGGUUCAUGGCAAGGCUGUUAUGGUUGAUGAACCUUGUGAAAUCGGUAGAAAACAGCAAGAAGGAUAUAUAUCCGUUAUGUUGCUUUUGAGUCUCUUGAACCAACCCCUGUAUCUGAGGAGUAUAGCACAUCUUGAACAGCUGCUUAAUUUAUUGGGGGUUAUUAUUGACAAUGCUGAAAGCAAUUUACCUGACAAAUCAGGGGCAUCUACAGCAGAACAGCAACCUCUUCCAGUUCCCACGUCAGUGGGUGGCAUGAAUGCAGAACCUCAUGGUGUUUCUUCUGGGAUGUCUGUUUCAUCAUCCUAUGUUGAUUCCAGAUCUAUAACUUCAUGUGAAAAUGAUGAAUGUGAUGUUCAAAGUGUAAUGCUUAACCUGCCCCAAACUGAACUUCGACUUCUGUGCUCAUUGCUAGCUCGAGAAGGUUUGUCAGAUAAUGCAUAUUCUCUGGUGGCAGAGGUAAUGAAUAAGUUGGUGGUGAUUGCUCCCACUCAUUGUCAGUUAUUUAUCACUGAGCUGGCUGAUGCAGUACAAAAGUUGACUAAAUCUGGCAUGGAUGAGUUACGAGUGUUUGGUGAAGCUGUGAAAGCACUUCUCAAUACAUCAUCUUCUGAUGGAGCUGCAAUUUUAAGGGUCCUGCAAGCACUUAGCUCUCUUGUUGGCUCCUUGAUUGAGAAGGAGAAAGAUCAGCCAAUUCUUCCUGAAAAGGAGCAUUCGGUUGCUCUUUCUCAGGUAUGGGACAUUAACACAGCUUUAGAGCCUUUGUGGUUGGAGCUGAGUACUUGUAUAAGUAAAAUAGAGAGCUAUUCAGAUUCUUCUGAAGUGCCAACUACAUCCAGAAAUUCCACAGGCAAACCAUCUAGUGCUAUUUCUCCACUUCCUGCGGGUGCUCAGAACAUCUUACCAUAUAUAGAAUCUUUCUUUGUGAUGUGUGAGAAGUUGCAUCCUUCACAACCGGGGUCUGGUCAUGAUUUUGGUACAGCUGUUGUUUCUGAGGUUGAAGAUGCCAGCACUUCUGCUACCCAGCAGAAGACUGUAGUACCCAUCACAAAAGUAGAUGAAAAGCAGAUGGCUUUUGUGAGGUUCUCUGAUAAGCACAGGAAGCUGCUAAAUGCUUUCAUCCGUCAGAAUCCUGGGCUCCUGGAGAAGUCUUUCUCACUCAUGCUCAAGGUUCCUCGCUUUGUUGAUUUUGACAAUAAACGAGCACACUUCAGAUCAAAAAUAAAGCAUCAACAUGACCAUCAUCACAAUCCUUUAAGAAUUUCAGUAAGAAGAGCUUACAUUCUUGAGGAUUCUUAUAACCAACUGCGCUUGCGAUCAACCCAAGAUUUGAAGGGAAGGUUGACCGUUCACUUUCAAGGAGAGGAAGGUAUUGAUGCAGGUGGUCUUACCAGGGAAUGGUACCAGUUGCUGUCCAGGGUUAUUUUUGACAAAGGAGCCCUGCUUUUCACAACCGUGGGCAAUGAAUCAACAUUCCAGCCCAACCCCAACUCUGUCUACCAAACAGAACAUCUUUCGUAUUUUAAAUUCAUCGGGCGAGUUGUUGGGAAAGCACUUUUUGAUGGACAACUUUUGGAUGUGCAUUUUACACGAUCAUUCUACAAGCAUAUCCUUGGAGUUAAAGUAACUUAUCUUGACAUUGAAGCUAUUGAUCCUAGUUACUUCAGAAACCUGAAGUGGAUGCUUGAGAAUGACAUAAGUGAUGUUCCAGAUCUCACUUUCAGCAUUGAUGCUGAUGAGGAGAAACGGAUUUUGUAUGAAAGAACACAAGUAACUGACUAUGAACUAAUUCCUGGUGGACGAAAUAUGAAGGUUACUGAAGAGAAUAAGCACCAAUAUGUUAAUCUAGUUGCUGAGCAUCGUUUGACCACAGCUAUUCGUCCUCAAAUAAAUGCAUUCCUGGAAGGAUUUAAUGAACUUAUUCCUAGGGAAUUAAUAUCUAUUUUCAAUGACAAGGAAUUGGAAUUGUUGGUUAGUGGACUUCCAGACAUAGACUUGGAUGACAUGAGGGCAAAUACAGAAUAUUCAGGGUACAGUGCUGCAUCUCCUGUCAUACAGUGGUUUUGGGAGGUUGUUCAAGGGUUCAGCAAGGAGGAUAAGGCUCGUCUUCUACAGUUUGUUACUGGCACAUCAAAGGUGCCAUUGGAAGGUUUCAGUGCUCUACAAGGAAUUUCAGGCUCACAAAAGUUUCAAAUACACAAGGCUUAUGGCAGCUCAGAUCAUUUGCCAUCUGCUCAUACUUGUUUCAAUCAAUUAGAUUUGCCGGAGUAUCCUUCUAAACAACAUCUAGAAGAGAGACUGCUGCUUGCAAUUCAUGAAGGCAAUGAAGGGUUUGGAUUUGGUUAGAAAUUAUACCUCCGAAACAAACAUGGAGAGGAGCUUGCAAUUCAUCAAGGCAACAAAGGUUUCGGAUUUGGUUAGAAAUUACAGGUGGGACAUCAGAAUUAGUCAUGUAGAUAAUAAUUUUUAUAAAUGACAAAAUUCAGCAAUGGGAGGGAGAUGGGAGGAUGUCAUAUACACAUGUUUAUAAAUUGUACAGUCAUAUUGGCUACUGGAAAUGCUUAUGGCAGUUUUAAAUUUGCCAACCUGCCCUUGUUUUCUUUUCUUAUUUUGUUUAGCUUUAUUUAAAUUUAUCUCAAUUUUUUCUUUUUCGAUUUAGUUUUCUUAUCUUGUUUUUUAGACUAGGUGAUAUUGAUGUUUCUCCAAGAAAAUAUUGGAAAAGGUACAGAAAUGACAAAAUUGAAGAUUGUUGAGUAUUA
This is a messenger RNA of Mangifera indica (mango), 11636 nucleotides long. Its product is annotated as E3 ubiquitin-protein ligase UPL2-like. The transcript is spliced from 17 exons. Gene Ontology annotation, biological process: proteasome-mediated ubiquitin-dependent protein catabolic process; positive regulation of protein catabolic process; protein polyubiquitination. Lineage: Eukaryota; Viridiplantae; Streptophyta; Magnoliopsida; Sapindales; Anacardiaceae. The record is from RefSeq and is a predicted model, not a curated record. Bases 205 to 11223 code for a protein of 3672 amino acids. Gene Ontology annotation, molecular function: protein binding; ubiquitin-protein transferase activity.